This is a messenger RNA of Pezoporus flaviventris, 9950 nucleotides long. It is a transcript of the gene DNAH9, whose product is annotated as dynein axonemal heavy chain 9. The record is from RefSeq and is a predicted model, not a curated record. Gene Ontology annotation, biological process: microtubule-based movement. Gene Ontology annotation, molecular function: dynein intermediate chain binding; ATP binding; minus-end-directed microtubule motor activity. The transcript has 41 exons. The coding region runs from base 1831 to 9378 and encodes 2515 amino acids. Lineage: Eukaryota; Metazoa; Chordata; Aves; Psittaciformes; Psittacidae. Gene Ontology annotation, cellular component: dynein complex.
CUCUUGCUUUGUAGGAGAGCUCUAUCUGUUUGUUCUCCAGAGCCUAAAUCUCAGUAGUAUCCUCUGGAAGUGCCAGUUAAUUUCAGCUGCCAGGGGAGUUUGAGCAAAGGGCAGAUGCUCAACUGCACUGUCCAGACCAAGACAGCUGUUACAAGGGUAGAACUGAAAGUGCUGAGCCUUGGUGGACUUCAAAUUGAAGUAUCCAAAGUAUCGAGUUCUUCUGGACCCAGCUGUAGCUGAGUGCAGGUUUUAGGAUCCCAGUGUCUGAGUAAGGUGCUGAAUUCUUCCUAGGCCCCCUUUUGGGUUUGGUAUUGCAGAAAGAAGGAUCGAGAGCCCAGAAGUUUCUACACUUUUGUGAAUGUUUCAGUCAAAGACUUUGUUCUGAACCCCUCCAUGAACUCCUCGCUCUUUUCAUCUCUCUUUCACUUGUAAUUGGUACCUGACAUGAUGUCCCAGAGAAGCCCCAGGCAGGAACAGGGGUUUAUGUAUCGUUCCCUCUCAAUUUCUUUUCCAUCAGGAUCUAGUUGAAAGUUGCCAUUGGGAAAAAAAGUCUUUGAGGAUCUUAAAAUGAAAAAGGAAGCUGAACAAAAGCAGCCCUGAUAUGACUCAACUGCUAAUGAUUCCCUCGCUCCUGGCUGGAGCGCAGCAUCUGAAGGAAGCAGCCUGGCUGUCAUUCCAUCAUCAUGUUUCCUGGCUGCUAUUAGGAGCUGUAACCAUGGUGAUGUUUAAUUGGCUGUCUUAGUCAUGCAGCUAAUGUCGAUAUAGUUCCUUCCAGAGAAAGAAUCGAUUAAUUGCUUAACUUUAAGAUGGCAAAGAGCAGUAGGGUUAGAGGAGUGAAUAGAGAAUUUCUCCCUCACUGGAGUGCUGUGAUCUGGCUUUAAUAAACUUGCUCUCCUUGGAAAGAGGGGUUUUUUGUCUUUUGCAAUCAGGCAAAUACACAAGACAAUACAUUAGUGAGUGGAGGUGUCAGGGGAGGUCUUACAGCCUCUUCCUUGUGGGUUUGCUUUUAAAUUAAGCAUCUAAUGUCCUCAAGUCUUUAAAAGCAAUAUCGAGUGUUCAGUUUACAACUGAGCUGAGGGCAAGCUUAUGGGAAAUGUUGCUCCUUUUCUGGGCCCAGUCAGGGUCUGGAGCAGCCACAGGAGGGUUUUGGGUUCUCAUGAAGAGCAGUGGUGUGUGGGGAGUGAAGAUGGGAGAAGGGGGUCAGUGACCUGCACUGUGUCAUUGGGGCUACAUUUUGGUGCUGGCUGCAUUGUGGAUGUUUGGCCAGUCCCGAAUCUCAUCUCAGGCAUCUGGCCUCCUGCUGGCUUGGGAAGUUCAGAGAUGAUUCAGCUUUUGGUGGUGGUUUUGUUGUGAGAUGUGCUGAGAAGUGUCCCGCAGGUGAUGUCAACAGCCAAGGUGAGAUGUGGGCAGCUUUGGAGGCAUUUACUUCUCCUCAGCUGCUCUUCCUUAGCCACGUCCAUCAUUGUCUUCUCAGCCAAUGUUGCAAAUUCUUGCAACUCCUUUGCUCUUUGGCCAGUCUCUCCAGCCUUCUUUUCUGCUUUGUCAAAGCCUGAUUAUGAUGGGACAUUGAUGCUGCCAUACAGAUCUCCAAACAAUGUACAAAGCUUGGUAUGGUCACUAAAAAGCCAAAGCAAAGCAGGGAUAAGCCCCUAAGAUGGAGCCAAGUGUAAGGAAAGCAGCACUGUUGUCUGGUUCAUAACACCGAUACUAUAACUCUCUCUUGGUUCCUAGGUGAAGUGUGUGCAGGAUGCAAUAAGGGAAAAGAAGAAAUCCUUCAAUUUUCUUGGAGAAGACAUUAACUUAGUUCCCACAGUAGGCAUUUUCAUCACCAUGAACCCUGGCUAUGCAGGGCGAACUGAGCUACCUGAGAACUUAAAAGCUCUUUUCAGGCCCUGUGCAAUGGUUGUGCCAGACUUCGAGCUGAUCUGUGAGAUCAUGUUGGUGGCUGAGGGAUUCAUCGAGGCCCGGGCACUGGCCAGGAAGUUCAUCACCCUGUACCAGCUCUGCAGAGAGCUCCUGUCCAAGAAGGAUCACUACGACUGGGGCUUACGUGCGAUCAAGUCAGUGCUGGUUGUCGCCGGCUCCCUCAAGCGAGGUGACCCAGGGCGACCCGAAGAGCAGGUUCUGAUGCGCUCACUUCGUGACUUCAACAUCCCCAAGAUUGUGACUGAUGAUGUGCCGGUGUUCAUGGGGCUCAUUGGGGACCUUUUCCCUGCUCUGGAUGUACCUCGGAAGCGUGACCUGAACUUUGAGUCGUUGGUGAGGCAGGCGGUGCUGGACCUCCGGCUGCAGGCUGAGGACAACUUCAUACUCAAAGUGGUGCAGCUGGAGGAGCUGCUGACUGUCCGUCACUCUGUCUUCGUGGUGGGUAACGCAGGCACGGGCAAGUCUCAGGUGAUGAAAUCCCUCCACAAGACUUACCAGCUAAUGAAGCGGCGUCCCGUCUGGACAGACCUCAACCCCAAAGCAGUCACCAAUGACGAGCUCUUUGGAAUCAUUAACCCAGCAACCAGAGAAUGGAAGGAUGGACUGUUUUCAUCCAUCAUGCGAGAGCUGGCCAACAUCACACAUGAUGGUCCCAAGUGGAUGGUACUAGAUGGAGAUAUUGAUCCGAUGUGGAUUGAGUCUCUUAAUACUGUGAUGGAUGAUAAUAAGGUGCUGACCCUGGCAAGCAAUGAGAGAAUCCCUCUGAACCCAACAAUGAGGCUGGUCUUUGAGAUCAGCCACCUGCGCACAGCCACUCCAGCCACUGUGUCCAGAGCUGGCAUCCUGUACAUCAACCCAUCAGACCUGGGCUGGAGUCCCCCAGUGAGCAGCUGGAUUGACAGGAGGGAGAUCCAGUCUGAGAGAGCCAACCUGACCAUUCUGUUUGAUAAGUACCUGCCAACUUGCCUGGACACCCUCAGGACAAGGUUUAAGAAGAUUAUUCCCAUUCCUGGGCAGAGUAUGGUUCAGAUGUUGUGCUACCUCCUGGAAUGCCUCCUGACAGAGGAGAACACACCUCCCGACUGUCCCAAGGAGCUCUAUGAACUUUACUUUGUCUUUGCUGCUGUCUGGGCUUUUGGUGGAUCAAUGUUUCAAGACCAGCUUGUGGACCACAGAGUGGAGUUCAGCAAGUGGUGGGUGGCAGAAUUCAAGACCAUCAAGUUUCCUUCUCAGGGCACAGUCUUUGACUUUUACAUCGAGCCAGAAACGAAGAAGUUUGAGCCUUGGUCUAAACUUAUUCCCCCGUUUGAAUUUGAUCCAGAAAUGCCAUUACAGGCUUGCCUGGUGCCCACCACUGAGACAGUCCGUGUGCGGUACUUCAUGGACCGGCUCCUGGAGCGCCGGCGCCCGGUGAUGCUGGUGGGCAAUGCCGGCACAGGCAAGUCUGUGCUGGUGGGGGACAAGCUGUCCUCACUGGACACGGAUGCCUAUGUGGUGAAGAAGGUCCCGUUUAACUACUACACCACCUCUGCCAUGCUGCAAGGGGUGCUUGAGAAGCCUCUGGAUAAAAAGGCUGGCAGGAAUUACGGCCCUCCAGGCACCAAGAAACUCGUGUACUUCAUCGAUGAUCUGAACAUGCCUGAGGUGGAUGCUUACGGGACUGUGCAGCCCCAUACACUGAUCAGGCAGCACCUGGACUACGGCCACUGGUACGACAGGACCAAGCUGUCGCUGAAGGAGAUCAGGAACGUGCAGUACGUGUCGUGCAUGAACCCGACCGCGGGGAGCUUCACCAUCAACCCUCGGCUGCAGCGUCACUUCUGCGUCUUUGCGCUCUCCCUCCCUGGCCAGGAGGCCUUGUCCAGGAUCUACAGCACCAUUUUGAUGCAGCACCUGACGAGUGGUGGCUUCCCGGGGGCUGUGCAGAAGUCAGCUCAGCAGCUGCUUACCCUCGCUCUGCGACUGCAUCAGAAAGUAGCUGCCACUUUCCUGCCAACAGCCAUCAAGUUCCACUAUGUUUUCAACCUGCGAGACUUCUCCAAUAUCUUCCAGGGCCUUCUGUUCUCUACCCCUGAAUGUCUGAAGCAGCCCCAAGACCUGGUGAAACUCUACCUGCAUGAGUCAAACCGGGUGUACCGGGAUAAGAUGGUUGAAGAAAAGGAUUAUGGUACCUUUGAUAAAAUCCAGCUGGAGAUGGUGAAGAAGUUCUAUGAUGAAAUUGAGGAAACUUUAGAGCAGACCAAGAGAAUGAAUGUUUAUUGCCAUUUUGCUAAAGGGAUCGGUGAACCCUGCUAUAGGCCAGUUCCAACCUGGGAGGAGUUGAACCAGAUCCUUGUGGAAGCCUUGGACAACUACAAUGAAGUCAAUCCUGCUAUGAACUUGGUACUUUUUGAGGAUGCCAUGUGCCAUGUCUGCCGCAUCAACCGUAUCCUGGAGUCCCCCAGAGGAAACGCUCUGCUGGUCGGGGUGGGUGGAAGUGGCAAGCAGAGCCUGACCAGGCUGGCAGCCUUCAUUAGCUCCCUGGAGGUUUUCCAGAUCACCCUGAGGAAAGGCUAUGGCAUCCCUGAGCUGAAGGCAGACCUGGCAAACCAGUACCUGAAAGCUGGUGUGAAGAACAUGGGCACCGUGUUCCUCAUGACUGACGCGCAAGUGGCGGACGAGCAGUUCUUGGUGCUGGUGAAUGACUUCUUAGCAUCAGGUGAAAUCCCGGAUCUCUUUCCUGAUGAUGAAGUUGAAAGCAUCAUCAACAGUGUGAGGAAUGAAGUCAAAGGCCGGGGGCUGCUGGACUCCAAGGAGACUUGCUGGAAGUUCUUCAUAGAGCGCGUUAGGCGACAGUUGAAGGUCGCGCUGUGCUUCUCCCCCGUCGGCAGCAGGCUCCGUGUCCGCAGCAGGAGGUUCCCGGCCAUCGUCAGCUGCGUGGCCAUAGACUGGUUCCAGGAGUGGCCACGGGAGGCCCUCGAGUCCGUCAGCCUCCGCUUCCUGCGUGAGACAGAGGCCGUGGAGGAUUCACUGAAAAGCUCAAUAAGCAAAUUCAUGGCCUACGUCCACACAAGUGUCAACGAGAUAUCCCGAUUGUAUCUGAGCAAUGAGCGGCGAUAUAACUACACCACUCCAAAGUCAUUCCUUGAGCAAAUCAAACUAUAUCAGAAUUUGCUUUUGAAAAAGGGCAAGGAUUUAAAGGCAAAAAUGGAGCGGCUGGAGAAUGGUCUGGAGAAGCUCAAAAGCACCUCUGCACAAGUGGAUGAGCUGAAGGCCAAGCUGGCAGCCCAAGAAGUGGAGCUGAAGCAGAAGAAUGAUGAUGCUGACAAGCUGAUCCAGGUGGUGGGGGUGGAGACGGAGAAAGUGAGCAGGGAAAAGGCCAUCGCCGAUGAGGAGGAGCAGAAGGUGGCACUGAUCGCCCAGGAGGUGGAGCAGAAACAGAAGGACUGUGAGGAGGACCUGGCCAAAGCUGAGCCUGCCCUGGCAGCUGCCCAGGCUGCUCUGAACACCCUCAACAAGAAGAACCUGACAGAGCUGAGGUCCUUUGGGUCACCACCUUCAGCUGUCAGCAAUGUCACCGCGGCAGUGAUGGUGCUGAUGGCUCCGGGAGGAAGGAUUCCCAAGGACAGGAGCUGGAAGGCAGCGAAAGCCUCCAUGGCCAGGGUGGAUGGCUUCCUGGACUCCCUGAUCAAGUUCGAUAAGGAGAACAUCCAUGAGAACUGCCUCAAAGCCCUUCAGCCCUAUCUACAAGACCCCAAGUUCAAGCCUGAAUUCGUGACCACCAAGUCCUUGGCCGCGGCCGGGCUCUGCUCCUGGGUGCUGAACAUCGUGCGCUUCCACGCCGUGUUCUGCGAGGUGCAGCCCAAGAGGCAGGCGCUCAGCAAAGCCAACGCGGAGCUGGCGGCUGCCCAGGACAAGCUGGCCAGCAUCAAGGCCAAAAUCGCUCGCCUCAACGAGAACCUGCGGAAGCUCACAGCCAAGUUUGAGAAGGCCACUUCAGACAAACUCAAAUGUCAGCAAGAAGCUGAAGCCACAGCGUGUACCAUCGCGCUUGCAAAUCGCCUGGUUGGGGGACUUGCCUCUGAGGACGUGAGAUGGGCUGAAGCCGUGAAGGACUUCAAACAGCAGCACAGCACGUUGUGUGGAGACGUCUUGCUGAUCACAGCCUUUGUCUCCUACCUGGGCUACUUCACCAAGAAAUACCGACAGGACCUCCUGGAUGGGAUCUGGAGGCCGUAUUUGCAGCAGCUGGAAGUGCCAAUCCCUGUGACUCCAUCCCUUGAUCCUCUGACCAUGCUGGCCGAUGAUGCUGAUGUGGCAGCCUGGCAGAACGAGGGCCUGCCGGCCGAUCGGAUGUCCACCGAGAACGCCACCAUCCUGAGCACCUGUGAGCGCUGGCCUCUCAUGGUGGACCCCCAGCUGCAGGGUAUCAAAUGGAUCAAAACCAAGUAUGGAGAAGACCUCCGAGUGAUCCGGAUUGGGCAGAAGGGGUAUCUGGACAGGCUGGAACAAGCCCUGGCUGCAGGAGAGCUGGUUUUGAUUGAAAACCUGGAGGAAUUCGUGGAUCCAGUUUUGGGGCCGUUACUGGGGCGAGAAACGAUCAAGAAAGGAAGGUGCAUUAAGAUUGGGGACAAGGAGUGUGACUUGAACCCUGCUUUCCGCCUCAUCCUCCACACAAAGCUGGCAAACCCCCAUUUCCAGCCCGAGCUGCAGGCGCAGUGCACCCUCAUCAACUUCACUGUCACACGGGAUGGGCUGGAGGACCAGCUCCUUGCGGCAGUGGUCAACAUGGAGAGACCUGACUUGGAAGAGCUUAAGUCAUCUCUCACAAAGCAACAAAAUGGCUUCAAAAUCACCUUGAAAACACUAGAGGACAACUUGCUCUCUCGGCUGUCAUCAGCAUCUGGGAACUUCCUGGAAGACACAGUGCUGGUGGAGAACUUGGAGGUCACUAAACAGACCGCUGCAGAGAUCGGAGAGAAGGUCCAGGAGUCUAAGGUGACAGAAGCUAAGAUUAAUGAGGCCAGAGAGCACUACAGGCCUGCUGCUGCACGGGCCUCUCUGCUCUACUUCACCAUGAACGACCUCCAUGCCAUCCAUCCCAUGUACCAGUUCUCUCUGAAGGCCUUCAGACUCGUGUUUCAGAAAGCCAUUGAGAGGGCACCUCCGGAUGAGAGCCUGGAGGCGCGCGUGCUGAACCUCAUCGACAGCAUUACGUUCUCUGUGUUCCAGUACACAACCCGGGGGCUGUUUGAGUGUGAUAAAUUGACCUACACCGCUCAAGUUACCUUCCAGGUACUUCUGAUGAGUAAAGAGAUCAAUGCAGUAGAACUGGAUUUUCUUCUAAGGUACCCAGCGCAGACCAGAGUCACAAGCCCUGUGGAUUUCCUGUCUAAUCACUCCUGGGGAGGAAUCAAGGCUCUCUCAUCCAUGGAGGAAUUCAGAAACCUGGAUCGGGAUAUUGAGGGGUCUGCAAAACGGUGGAAGAAAUUUGUUGAGUCUGAGUGUCCUGAAAAGGAGAAGUUCCCUCAGGAAUGGAAGAACAAGUCAGCCCUGCAGCGCCUGUGUAUCCUGAGAGCCAUCCGGCCCGAUCGCAUGACCUAUGCUGUCAGAGAUUUUGUGGAGGAGAAGCUUGGCAGUAAAUACGUGGUAGGGAGAUCCCUGGAUUUUGCAACAACCUUUGAGGAAUCGGGACCUGCGACGCCAGUGUUCUUCAUCCUGUCCCCGGGAGUCGACCCACUGAAGGAUGUGGAGAAACAAGGGAAGAAACUCGGUUAUACUUUUAACAACAGGAAUUUCCACAACGUUUCCCUUGGACAAGGUCAGGAGGUCGUUGCUGAACAAGCUCUGGAUCUGGCUGCAAAGGAGGGUCACUGGGUCAUCCUUCAGAACAUCCACCUGGUGGCCAAGUGGCUGAGUUCCCUGGAGAAGAAGCUGGAGCAGCACAGUGAGGGCAGCCACCAGGACUUCCGUGUCUUCAUUAGCGCAGAGCCAGCCCCCUCCUCUGAGAGCCACAUCAUUCCCCAGGGCAUCCUGGAGAACUCCAUCAAAAUCACCAACGAGGCCCCAACCGGGAUGCACGCAAACCUGCACAAAGCCCUCGACAACUUCAACCAGGAUACCCUGGAGAUGUGCACCCGGGAACAUGAGUUCAAGAGCAUCCUCUUUGCCCUCUGCUAUUUCCAUGCUGUGGUGGCAGAAAGGCGCAAGUUUGGUCCCCAAGGCUGGAACCGGUCCUACCCCUUCAACACUGGAGACCUCACCAUCUCUGUGAACGUGCUGUAUAAUUACCUGGAGGCCAGCUCAAAGGUCCCAUAUGAUGAUUUACGCUACCUCUUUGGUGAGAUCAUGUAUGGAGGACACAUUACAGAUGACUGGGACAGGCGGCUCUGCAGAACCUAUUUGGAAGAAUUUAUUAAGCCAGAAAUGCUGGAGGGAGAACUCCUCCUAGCUCCAGGCUUCCCCCUCCCAGCAAACAUGGACUAUAAUGGCUAUCAUCAGUACAUAGACGAUGCCUUGCCUCCAGAGUCUCCUUAUCUGUAUGGCCUCCAUCCCAAUGCUGAGAUUGGCUUCCUUACCCAGACCUCAGAGAAGCUCUUCCGCACCGUGCUGGAGAUGCAGCCCCGGGACAGCAGCACGGGUGAUGGAGGAGUGGUGACCAGGGAAGAAACGGUGAAAGCCCUUCUGGAAGAGAUGUUAGAGAAACUGAUGGAUGAGUUUAACAUUGCAGAACUGAUGGCAAAGGUGGAGGAGAGGACACCGUACGCUGUGGUUGCCUUCCAGGAAUGUGAGCGCAUGAACAUCCUCACCAGUGAAAUAAAGCGCUCUCUUAAGGAGCUGGACCUAGGGCUGAAGGGAGAACUGACCAUGACAAGCGACAUGGAGAACCUGCAGAAUGCUCUUUUCUUGGACAUGGUGCCUGAGUCCUGGACAAAGAAAGCUUACCCUUCCACGGCCAGCCUGGGCUCGUGGUUUGCUGACCUCCUCGCGCGCAUCAAGGAGCUGGAGGCCUGGACAGGAGACUUUUCCUUACCCUCCACCGUGUGGCUUGCUGGGUUCUUCAAUCCCCAGUCUAUCCUGACAGCCAUCAUGCAGUGCACAGCCCGGAAAAACGGGUGGCCUUUGGACAAGAUGGCCUUGCAGUGUGAUGUGACAAAGAAGAACAGGGACGAUUUUGCCAGCCCUCCUCGGGAAGGGGCGUACGUCCACGGCUUGUUCCUGGAGGGUGCGCGCUGGGAUGCACAGGCUGGGAUAAUCACGGAUGCCAGGCUCAAGGAGCUAACCCCAGCCAUGCCCGUCGUUUUCCUCAAAGCCAUUCCUGCUGACAAGCAAGAUCUCCAUAACAUGUACCCGUGUCCUGUGUACAAAACCCACCAGAGAGGGCCAACCUAUGUGUGGACUUUUAACCUUAAAACUAAAGAGAAUCCCUCCAAGUGGGUGCUCGCUGGUGUGGCGCUGCUGCUGCAGGUCUGAUCCCCAGCAGGGCCCCUCAUUGCAAAGCCCUCAUGGGGUCUUUCUCAGACAACUUAAAUAGGAUCCUGAGGUUGAACCCAGGAUUCACCUCUCUGAGCACUUGGGCACGUAGCUGAAAUAGAACCUACAAGGAGGUGACAGAGGUUCAGGGGGACACAUGGAGCAGAUUCGUGGCUGCUGUCAAUCACUACCCUGUAAUCCCUACACUGGAGCACUGGAAGAUCCUAACCUGCAGCAGGAUCUUCCACCCCCAGAAUGAAUGUAAUGUUGAUUUCUCUUGCAGGAUCCAAAGUAGUUUUAAAGUGAGUGGCCUUCUCCAGACUCCUCAGAUAGGCCAGGGACCUGUGAAAUUCUUCAGAUCUUAUCCUUUUCUAUACAGGAGUGUUUCUUUGUUAUAGGUGUGAUAGCAGAAGCUGGGAGAUCAACAGGUACUGUGGAUGUAAACUGUUUCUUACUAAUAUUGCUGUAAAUUUUAAACCCAUUUAAAAUAGUGUUAAUAUCCAGUGUGCUUCAUGUAACCAUCAAUAAAACUACAGCGUUUCUAAAGCAGAAAGCACAGAGAGGAAUGCCUG